GCUUGACAACUUGUCUAGAACAAUGUUUCCUAUGUAGAUUGACGGGUGCUGGAAGUGUAGAGCAGAGAAAGUACAUUCGGCGCGUAUCUUUAGCAGAGACGGAGCUGCGACGCGUCCUUUACGCGAUACUGCAUUGAUUAGAAUGGCAACCUGUUUGCUGCGUGACAUACGACACUGACGGAACAGCUUCUGUAUGUUUUGGGUAUGUCUAUGUAGUCCAGACCAGCAGAAAAGGCAGAGUAAUUCCUCUGUAUUGUCAGAGGAUGGCGCUGUAAAUCAGAGAGAAAAGCUGUUAUGGUUGAAGUGUGUUCAGUGUGCAGCUCCGAGGAUUACAGGUGAAGCUUAAAUUGUCAAUCAACUGGGCUACUGCCAACUUCGACUCAAAGUAAGUGUAUACGCCCCAGAGGAAUCUGAUAUGAAGUGUUUUGCUAAGUUAGUGCUGUCUGUCAGGUUGGUUAAUUACCCUCCCAUGUCACGUGGUAUCGUUUCAAAACAAGUCUGCAAAAAGAAGAAGCAACUUUUUUCAGAAACAGUAUUAUUUUGGCUUAAAACGUUGUAUAUGCACUUUUGUUUCCAAAUAUUGGCUUGACAUGAUUUGCUUAUUGUUACAAAUGACCUUUGACUUUUCCAGUUUUAUAGGCCAUGCACCCAGUAGACCUGCCAGCUGUGGAUGCCACAGACUUGACAUCAGCAUCUGAACAGUACCUAGCUUCUCUGGAGUCAGGACUGCAUAAGAAUGAGUGGUUUCAGCCAUCAGAGAAGCUUAAGGUACGGAAACUCUGCAGUAACUAUCUCUAAUGAGAGUAUGGUGGAGACAAUCAUGCACAGGCUUGAUGUAAAAAAUAAAGAGAGACUGUGAUGUGUGCUGGUCUGUUACACCUUUCUUCAUGUGACAUUUUGGUUGAUGUCACAUGAAGAAAGGUGUGUUUUUUUAAAAACUGUGGAUAUUUGUCAUCACACUGACAUGGCCCAGUCAGAAUGUAUUUUACAAGCACACAUUUUCAUCCUGUCUUCUCAGGUAGAGAUAACCGCAAAAAAUGUGAAGUGGUUGAACAUUUUUGAAGAUGACCAACCCAACUGUAGACUGUUGGUACUCCACCCUCCUGAGGAUCCAACGCAAGGUUUGGAAACAUUAAACACAUGAACAUACUGUGUGUCAGACUAAGACUAAUACUCAUUCUUUUACUCUCCAGUGGUGGCUGUAUAUCUACAUGAGAAGUGGUGGCAUGUGGAUGACAUUUUACGCACAUCCAGCGAAUCCAGAAGAGGCUUGAUGUUGGUAAUUAUCUCUCUUUCAGUAUAAACCGAGUAGCAGCCAACAGAACCAUACAUUGGUCUGAACGGUUUAGGAAGGCAUAUGUUUAUACUCGUAAUUAUUCAGCUAAAAAUAACCAGAAAGAGGAAUGAAGAAAAGCACACUUUAAAGCAAACUUUAUUACAGCCCUGUGCAUCUUUUUACAUCUUUUUAGUGUUUUCAUUAAAGCUGGAGAGUGACUUACGGUGGCAUGUUUUCCACAGGUGCAGUCGAUCAUGGAGAGGGUUAUUGUGUUCUUGCUCAGUCAGGUCGUGGAGAGGACCUUGCAGGAGGAGGUGUUGUUCUCCCUGCACCCCUGCACAGAGACUUGCAAACUGCUGUGGAUAGAUGGCAGGGCAGUUGGCUUCUACACCAUCAAACACAAAGGUAGGAUGGAGGAGAGUGAGCCAGAGCAAGGAAAUAAUAGAAAUCAAAAGGUGUAUGAGUCUUUUCUACUUCUCAGAAACAGUCAUUUUGACCUGCAGCAGAGCAUCAAAACAGCAAUGACUCCAGUGGAAAUGACAGCAUGGGCUCACAAUCACAUAAAAAAAGUACUGUCGGGAAACACAGCCAGUUAAAACUGUACCAUGCAAAAAGGAAACUAUGAUCCUGAAAUGCUGGUAACGUCUUUGGGCCCAAGCGCAUGUAAGAUGGACUGAGGGGACAUGGAAAAUGUAUCUGUGGUCUCAUGAAUCAAAAAUUGGCUUUCUUUUUGAUAAGCACAUGUAAACCUACUUGUUACACAACCUCCCAACUUUUUUGGAAUCAGGUUUGUAGUCUGUUCAACCACUAGAUAAAAAAAAAUAAUAAUUUAAAAGGUUCUUUUAGUUGAAUCUAUAAUGUGUCAUUGUGAAAUAUUUCAGCUACUUGCUACAUUGAUCUUCUAAAUGCAGUAUAAAUCAGACUGAGCACCGUAGCAGGGUAAUACAUUAACACAGAAACUCUUCAACUGCUCAUGUUAUAGGAAGUCUGUGUAACAGCUGGAGCAGUCUCUGCUACAUGUUGCCUGUUCUGGACACAGUGCUGGUGAGGAGGAGCUGCAGGAGGAGAGGCUUCGGCCUUCAGAUGCUGGAGAAUUUCUGCUCCUCAUUCUUCUCCGAGAAGUUUUUAGGAAUCAGCUCUCCAUUAUCUCCUAGCAUGGUGGCAGGUUAGCUAAGUUUCUGUUUUAUCCUUCUUUAACCCUAACCCUCCAGAAAAGGAUCACACAUUGGUUCUUCCUUUUUUUUUUUUUACAAGCAAGUUCUGUCCAAUUACGUUCUGCAAGGGAUUAGAUAUUUUCUGCAAUUAGUAGAAGCAUUCAAUAACAUUCCUGCAAUUUGGGAAGAACUUUCAAUACAGGUUGAAAUAAUCAUCCAUCGAUGAUUAUACAUUUUUCUUAGGAAACAGAUCAACAGCCAAAAGUUUCAACAUAGAAAAGUGGUGUGGUCUUGUCCAGCUAAUGGAUUUCAGUUUCCUUUCAUUGACAUUCACAACACCCCCACAGACUUUCUGAGAACUCCAAACUUUCUGAAAACAAUGUCAUUGUUGUUCAGCCUCUCCUAGUUUUUUAAUGAGUCAACUUUGUGGCUAAAGUGGCUUAUACUAAACAGGUUUUAUGUGUCCCCUGUGUGCACGCUGUUUUCAGUUUGUAAGAGGUUCCUGUUGCAGCAUGAGGAAGAUCGGGAGCGUCUGUAUGAGGUGGAGGCCCCAGGGGACUGGAAUCAACGAAGAAACAUCUGGCUCAACAUCCAUCUCGGCCGCUACUCCCUCAGUCAGAGAUAACUAACUUUAAUUGGUUUGCACAUCUAAAAGAGUUUCACAUUUUAAAAUUAUUCUGUUGUGUUUAUACACCCCACAAAGGCGUCCCUUAAUUUCAUUUGAACUCUUGUCCCAUAGGUAAAAAUGAAGAUAGGCAACCAAUUUUGGAACCAGCACAGAGGACUGAAGGAGAUCACCCCAGUCAGAAGGUGACUACCUCUGUCAAUAUAAUCUUUGUAUAAUGUGUUUAUGUUGAAAACAGGCCCAGGUGAGGCUAAUAGGUUAGCUUUGUAAUGUGAUGAAGGGAAAUGAAGGAUUAAUUAUGAGGAGCUCAAUAUGAGGAGUCUCUCUGUGGCCACUUAAAAAGUUGGAUUUAUUUGUCAGUGGUGCCUUUCAUCCGGUUACCAACAGAGUAUGGUGUGCCUGAUGCACAUUCUUAAUAUAUAAUAAAGAUAUUGAUAUAAUAAUUGAGAUUAAUUUCUCUCAGCUUUGUUUCUUACAUAGAGUACAUGUGCAAAAAUGGUAGCUUUAUCUGCGGAAACACCCAUUUUAUUCCUAUACAUCUCACAGUUUUUGUGUUUUGGAUGCAGACCCACAAUUGUGGACCAGACCCGACCUCAACAAGCCUCACAGAUGUGAACGAUCCACUGGUGACAAGCUCUGUGGAACAAAAAACCUCAUUUGAUGCUUGUGAUCAAAGCCAAGAGGGUACCUCCCUGAGCAGCAAGACCUCUGAAACUGAAUGCAACCCUGCAGCCCAAGCAGAUGAUCAGGACUUUGGAACUUCCCCCAGAGGAUCCAAGUCCCUUAACUCAAAACAAACCUUGAUAUCCAAACCCUCCUUAUCCACAAAAUCUCACAGAGAAGAGCCUGAGGUGGAGGAGACACGAAGAGGAGUCAAACGAAUUAGAAUAACAUGAAUUAUAACAUGGAUACUGACACGGGAUUGUGAAACUCUCUGACAGAGCCGUUAAUGCAGAGAAAUGGGGCUACAUCUUUUGAGGCUUUACACUGUAUAUGUGGAAUAAAGGUAAAAGAGUAGUCAUGUUGAGGCUGAUUUAUGGAGCAGUUAGUAUAUCAGGAUAUAAGAAGUUUAAUACAGUUUUUAUAGCAAACAACAUGCACCAUUUUGCUUGUGUUGCCACCUGAUCAUUCAAAUGGAAGUCUACACCAAUGUGAUUUGAAGGCUGAAAUUCAUUACGGCCAUGAUUAAGUCGUGAUUUAGCCUUAAAGAGACGUCUAAAUGAUGUCGGGUGUUUGGUGGGUUGGCAUUUCCAGUAAUGAUAGAGCUAUGGCCAAUUAGCAGUAUGCCAUACAUAUUGGUUUACGUGUUAUAAUGAUCGUCAAGUAGGGGAGAGUAGGCUAAGAUGAGCCAUUUUUCAUAUUUCGGAUCACUACAUCAAGACAAUCAUAGUAACUAGAGUAUCUGCAUAUAUUUCAAGAUGUUGUGUAUCCCUGCAAACCAACAGAAGGAGUGUAAACAUUACUGUCUUGAUAAUAUAGCAUGCCAAAAAAAGUGGUCUCCUAUGGUCAACUUACCCCGUGUAUGGGGUAAGUUGAGCCCGCUUAUUAUUGCAUUUAACUGCUAAAAAGCUGCUUUGUAAAAAGCCAUUUUAACAUGAGAAUGUCUUUAAGUGAUUCAGAACAUUCACAGCUGUAUUUUUGGAAAGCAAAAGUAACACAUUUCAACAAUCUGAACUGAAACUCUGAUCCUCUCAUCAGACUUCUUUACUUCCUCAGUUGAACCACUGGCUCAACUUACCUCAGAACUACUAUUAUGACUUUAUCAGCCCUCUAAGCUAAAAUGGUGGACUUUUAUCUUAGGUUUUUGACCUCAUGUUGUCACUCAUAGAUACCACAAUUGAUGGAUAACACAAAUUUCAAAUUAUCUUUUUUGGUCUGAACACAAUUCUUAUAAAACUUAUGACAGAUUAAAUUCACUUUUUUGUGUAAAUAAAUGUCUAACCUCUUCA
Xyrichtys novacula (pearly razorfish) is the source of this 5004-nucleotide messenger RNA. NCBI's taxonomy places the organism in Eukaryota, Metazoa, Chordata, Actinopteri, Labriformes, Labridae. The record is from the annotation of a GenBank genome assembly.